AUGUACCCCUCUCCUGAGGUUGAACAACAUAGUGGUAAGGAUGACAAUUCCUCCAGUUCUGAGAAGGACUUGGCUGCUGAAGGGUUGUGCUCUCUAGGGAAAACCGUGUCUGAAAAAGGAAAAUUUGUGGCAUCUAAAACUACCAAUGCUUCCCACUUUGAGAAGCAUGAUGAUGCAAAUGAUGUGAUUGAUCUAGAGGAUGGUAUCUCUGAUGAUCAAGAGGAAAGCUUACUUCAUCACCUAGAGCCAAGUGUGGCUAAACGCAUGAAGACUCGCAAAGGAAGCUAUGUGGCUGAACUUAUGUCAGCUAGAAAAGCUAAGAAGACUGCUGGUAUUGGUCCCUCCAAACCAUGGAGCAAGGUUGAAGUAAAGAAGAGAAACGUCAGAGAUGAUUCUGAGCCUGAAGAGGAUGUUGAGGAAGAUGUCCCUGACAUCUCUCUUGUGAAGAAAACCACUGUUAGGAAGUCUCCUGGUAAAGUCCAUGUUGUUCAUUUGGAUAACAUCUCCUUCCAUCUUGAGGAUGGAGCUGCGAAGUGGAAAUUUGUGAUUCAGAGAAGGGUAGCUGUGGAAAGGGAGUUGGGAAAAUAUGUUGUUGAUGUCAAGGAGGUCAUGGACCUGAUAAAAGCUGUUGGGUUGUUGAAGACUGCUGCUGGGUUCUCUCAAUGCUAUGAAGGUUUAGUGAAGGAAUUUAUUGUUAACAUUCCUGAGACAUUUCUGAUAAGAAUAGCAAGGAAUUCUACAAGGUGCAGAAAAAUUGAGGGUGCAGGUGAAUUAGAAGUUACAGACAAUGAGGUAUGUAGAGAGAUUACUGCUAGGCAGGUGAAAGGUUGGCCUCUUAAAAAGCACCUUCCUGUUGGGAAGUUGACUGUCAAAUAUUAG
Molecule: messenger RNA, 879 nt
Organism: Lathyrus oleraceus (garden pea)
Lineage: Eukaryota; Viridiplantae; Streptophyta; Magnoliopsida; Fabales; Fabaceae
Exons: 3
Coding region: 1-879 (292 amino acids)
Source: RefSeq, a predicted model, not a curated record